GCAAAACACAGCAUGUCUGCGUGCUUCCUCCCGUCAGCCCCCGAUCUGAAAAUCGAACAAAUCCCCGCCUCUUCGUCCCUCUCUCCGACUUCCGCUCGCACACCUCCCCUCAUGUGGCUGCCCUGGGUGAAGACGCGGCCUUCAUCCGCCACCUCCACCUCCAACUCUCCCUCCACCGCGCUCGUAGCUGCCGCCUCCCCGCGCCUGUCCUUCUCCUCGCCCUCCCUCAAGGACCUCCAGGCACUGCUCCUGUCGGACGCCGCGACACCCUCCCCGCCGCCUGCCGCGCCCUGUUCCCCCUCCUCCUCCGUCCGCGUCUUCCACCGGGUCCGCGUCGCCGCCUCUGCCCUCCGUGCGCUCCGCACCCUCCAGGCGCCGCCGUCCUCCGGCGGCGGCGCCGCCUUCGAGGCGGACCGCCGCGUCGUGCUCUACUUCACCUCGCUCCACGUGGUCCGGAGCACGUACGAGGACUGCCGCGCCGUGCGAGCCAUCCUGCGCGGGCUCCGCGUCGCCGUCGACGAGCGCGACCUCGCCAUGGACACGCGCUACUUCCAGGAGCUCGCGGCGCUCCUCCCGCGCCCCGUGGCCCCGCGGCGCGUCACGCUGCCUCAGGUCUUCGUCGGAGGCCGCCACCUCGGCGGCGCCGACGAGGUCCGACGCCUGCACGAGGCCGGCGAGCUCCGGCGCGUCGUGGCCGGCGCCGUCGCCGCCUCCCUCGCCACAUGCGGCCGGUGCGGCGGCGAGCGGUACGUGCUCUGCGGCAGCUGCAACGGCAGCCACAAGCGGUACAGCGCCAAGGGCGGCAGCGGCUUCCGCACCUGCGCCGUCUGUAACGAGAACGGCCUCGUCCGAUGCCCCGACUGCUCGCCGCCGGACGUCUGACUGACGGUCCAGAUCCGAGAGGUCACGACGUGAUAACUAUUAGAUGCUUCCUUCUUCUUCCUAGUUCCAAAUUUGAGAUAAGAAACGAGCCGUGUGUAGUUGUUAAUCUUAAUUGGUAGCUAGUGUUGAUUGGUUGCUAAAUAUGAAUAUGGCCAUUUGCAGUUUUUCUAGCGUUUGCUAAUCAACGCCUCUAAAGGUGGCUGUUGCACUUGCAGUAAGAUUUAACAGCAGUUUGUUCCUU
Messenger RNA from Zea mays, 1123 nucleotides. Its product is annotated as electron transporter. The transcript has a single exon. The coding region runs from base 13 to 882 and encodes 289 amino acids. The record is from RefSeq and is marked validated. NCBI's taxonomy places the organism in Eukaryota, Viridiplantae, Streptophyta, Magnoliopsida, Poales, Poaceae.